Pangasianodon hypophthalmus (striped catfish) is the source of this 31608-nucleotide messenger RNA. It is a transcript of the gene col6a3, whose product is annotated as collagen, type VI, alpha 3. The record is from RefSeq and is a predicted model, not a curated record. Gene Ontology annotation, molecular function: serine-type endopeptidase inhibitor activity. The coding region runs from base 6 to 30833 and encodes 10275 amino acids. The transcript is spliced from 80 exons. Lineage: Eukaryota; Metazoa; Chordata; Actinopteri; Siluriformes; Pangasiidae.
CGGCAAUGAUAGACUUUGUUCAACGAGUGGUGGAGAGGUUGAAUGUAGGCGAGAACAAAGACCGUGUUUCUGUAGUCCAGUUCAGCAGAGAUGCUGAUAUCCAUUUCUAUCUUAAGACAUACACAACAAAGGAGGACCUUCUUGGCACAGUCAGAGCUUUGAGGCACAAAGGAGGAAGGCCCCUAAACAUAGGGGCAGCGCUACAGUACGUCAGAGACAACGUAUUUACUGCCUCCUCGGGUAGCAGACGACUGGAGGGUGUACCACAGAUGCUGAUCCUGUUGAGUGCCGGAAGGUCGUUUGACAAUGUCGAUAUCCCAGCUUCGGCGCUGAAGGAUCUGGGAAUCUUGAUUUUCGGAAUAGGAACAAGGGACUCUGAUAGCAACGAACUUGAGAGAAUUUCAUUUGGCCCCCGUUUUGCUCUGACCGUGUCAGAUUUCACUGAGCUCCCAAAUGUCCAAGAGCAACUUCUGACUUCUAUAGAGGCUGUGGCAGUUCCCAUCACUCCACCCUCCCCGCCUUCUCUUGUUGAUUAUGAGGUUCCCAGAAAGGAUGUUGUCUUCCUCCUGGAUGGAUCAGAUGGGACUAGGAAUGGAUUCCCUGCCAUGCUUGACUUUGUACAAAGGGUAGUGGAAAAAUUUAACUUUGAGGAGAGUAUGGACCAUGUUUCAGUGGUGCAGUACAGUACAAAUGCUGAGGUGCAUUUCUAUCUGAAUACCUAUUCAACAAAAGACGAAAUCCUCAAUGCCAUCAGCAAUGUAAAGCACAAAGGCGGGAGACGUGUCAACACAGGGUCAGCUCUCCAAUAUGUGAGAGAAAAUGUGUUCACUGCCUCUGCUGGCAGUAGACAUCAACAGGGUGUGCCUAGUGUCCUCAUUCUGCUCAGGAGAUCAAGGUCAACAGAUAAUGUUGAUCAACCGGCCUCUGCCCUGAAAGAGAGUGGAGUCUUAAUUUUUGGUGUUGGCACCAGGAAUGUGAGCAGUGAAAUUGAGAGAAUUGCAAGUGGUCCUUCCUACGCUCAGACAGUUUCUGAGCUCUCUGACCUAGGCAGUGUCCAGCAGCAAUUUUACACCACUCUCAGCACUGCACUUCUAGACGUAAUGCCAGUGAUACCUACAGUGAUAGUUGACCAAAGAUUUGACCGGAGAGAUGUCGUAUUCCUUCUGGAUGGUUCAGAUGGUACUAGGAAUUAUUUCCCAGCAAUGCGUGAUUUCGUUCAAAGCAUUGUGGAGAGAUUGCAUGUAUCAGAGGAGAGAGACCAUGUGUCUGUAGCUCAAUUCAGCAGAGAUCCAGAGGUGCAUUUCUAUCUCAACACAUACGCGACAAAGGAGAGCAUUCUCGACACCGUUAGAGGUCUGAGGCACAAAGGAGGGAGACCUCUGAACACAGGAAUUGCUCUCCAGUAUGUGAGGGACAGCGUUUUCAGCACCUCGGCUGGAAGCAGACGUUUACAGGGUGUUCCUCAGGUAUUGAUUUUGUUGAGUGGAGGAAGGUCAUUUGAUAAUGUCGACGUGCCAGCCUCAUCCCUGAAAGAGCUUGGAGUCUUGAUCUUUUCUGUGGGAUCAGUAGGCUCAGAUAGCAAUGAAUUGCGGAAGAUCUCAAAUGACCCUAGUUCCACACUCUCAGUGACAGACUUUACUUACCUCCCUAAUGUACAAGAGCAGCUUCUUUCCAUCAUUAACACUGCACUUGUAGGAGCCACAGGCAUCUCUCCAACAACAAUAGUUGAGGCUCGUGUACCAAGGAGAGAUGUUGUUUUCCUGCUGGAUGGGUCAGACGGCAAUAGGAAUGGGUUCCCGGCAAUGAUAGACUUUGUUCAACGAGUGGUGGAGAGGUUGAAUGUAGGCGAGAACAAAGACCGUGUUUCUGUAGUCCAGUUCAGCAGAGAUGCUGAAAUCCAUUUCUAUCUUAAGACAUACACAACAAAGGAGGACCUUCUUGGCACAGUCAGAGCUUUGAGGCACAAAGGAGGAAGGCCCCUAAACAUAGGGGCAGCUCUACAGUACGUCAGAGACAACGUAUUUACUGCCUCCUCGGGUAGCAGACGACUGGAGGGUGUACCACAGAUGCUGAUCCUGUUGAGUGCCGGAAGGUCGUUUGACAAUGUCGAUAUCCCAGCUUCGGCGCUGAAGGAUCUGGGAAUCUUGAUUUUCGGAAUAGGAACAAGGGACUCUGAUAGCAACGAACUUGAGAGAAUUUCAUUUGGCCCCCGUUUUGCUCUGACCGUGUCAGAUUUCACUGAGCUCCCAAAUGUCCAAGAGCAACUUCUGACUUCUAUAGAGGCUGUGGCAGUUCCCAUCACUCCACCCUCCCCGCCUUCUCUUGUUGAUUAUGAGGUUCCCAGAAAGGAUGUUGUCUUCCUCCUGGAUGGAUCAGAUGGGACUAGGAAUGGAUUCCCUGCCAUGCUUGACUUUGUACAAAGGGUAGUGGAAAAAUUUAACUUUGAGGAGAGUAUGGACCAUGUUUCAGUGGUGCAGUACAGUACAAAUGCUGAGGUGCAUUUCUAUCUGAAUACCUAUUCAACAAAAGACGAAAUCCUCAAUGCCAUCAGCAAUGUAAAGCACAAAGGCGGGAGACGUGUCAACACAGGGUCAGCUCUCCAAUAUGUGAGAGAAAAUGUGUUCACUGCCUCUGCUGGCAGUAGACAUCAACAGGGUGUGCCUAGUGUCCUCAUUCUGCUCAGGAGAUCAAGGUCAACAGAUAAUGUUGAUCAACAGGCCUCUGCCCUGAAAGAGAGUGGAGUCUUAAUUUUUGGUGUUGGCACCAGGAAUGUGAGCAGUGAAAUUGAGAGAAUUGCAAGUGGUCCUUCCUACGCUCAGACUGUUUCUGAGCUCUCUGACCUAGGCAGUGUCCAGCAGCAAUUUUACACCACUCUCAGCACUGCACUUCUAGACGUAAUGCCAGUGAUACCUACAGUGAUAGUUGACCAAAGAUUUGACCGGAGAGAUGUCGUAUUCCUUCUGGAUGGUUCAGAUGGUACUAGGAAUUAUUUCCCAGCAAUGCGUGAUUUCGUUCAAAGCAUUGUGGAGAGAUUGCAUGUAUCAGAGGAGAGAGACCAUGUGUCUGUAGCUCAAUUCAGCAGAGAUCCAGAGGUGCAUUUCUAUCUCAACACAUACGCGACAAAGGAGAGCAUUCUCGACACCGUUAGAGGUCUGAGGCACAAAGGAGGGAGACCUCUGAACACAGGAAUUGCUCUCCAGUAUGUGAGGGACAGCGUUUUCAGCACCUCGGCUGGAAGCAGACGUUUACAGGGUGUUCCUCAGGUAUUGAUUUUGUUGAGUGGAGGAAGGUCAUUUGAUAAUGUCGACGUGCCAGCCUCAUCCCUGAAAGAGCUUGGAGUCUUGAUCUUUUCUGUGGGAUCAGUAGGCUCAGAUAGCAAUGAAUUGCGGAAGAUCUCAAAUGACCCUAGUUCCACACUCUCAGUGACAGACUUUACUUACCUCCCUAAUGUACAAGAGCAGCUUCUCUCCAUCAUUAACACUGCACUUGUAGGAGCCACAGGCAUCUCUCCAACAACAAUAGUUGAGGCUCGUGUACCAAGGAGAGAUGUUGUUUUCCUGCUGGAUGGGUCAGACGGCAAUAGGAAUGGGUUCCCGGCAAUGAUAGACUUUGUUCAACGAGUGGUGGAGAGGUUGAAUGUAGGCGAGAACAAAGACCGUGUUUCUGUAGUCCAGUUCAGCAGAGAUGCUGAAAUCCAUUUCUAUCUUAAGACAUACACAACAAAGGAGGACCUUCUUGGCACAGUCAGAGCUUUGAGGCACAAAGGAGGAAGGCCCCUAAACAUAGGGGCAGCUCUACAGUACGUCAGAGACAACGUAUUUACUGCCUCCUCGGGUAGCAGACGACUGGAGGGUGUACCACAGAUGCUGAUCCUGUUGAGUGCCGGAAGGUCGUUUGACAAUGUCGAUAUCCCAGCUUCGGCGCUGAAGGAUCUGGGAAUCUUGAUUUUCGGAAUAGGAACAAGGGACUCUGAUAGCAACGAACUUGAGAGAAUUUCAUUUGGCCCCCGUUUUGCUCUGACCGUGUCAGAUUUCACUGAGCUCCCAAAUGUCCAAGAGCAACUUCUGACUUCUAUAGAGGCUGUGGCAGUUCCCAUCACUCCACCCUCCCCGCCUUCUCUUGUUGAUUAUGAGGUUCCCAGAAAGGAUGUUGUCUUCCUCCUGGAUGGAUCAGAUGGGACUAGGAAUGGAUUCCCUGCCAUGCUUGACUUUGUACAAAGGGUAGUGGAAAAAUUUAACUUUGAGGAGAGUAUGGACCAUGUUUCAGUGGUGCAGUACAGUACAAAUGCUGAGGUGCAUUUCUAUCUGAAUACCUAUUCAACAAAAGACGAAAUCCUCAAUGCCAUCAGCAAUGUAAAGCACAAAGGCGGGAGACGUGUCAACACAGGGUCAGCUCUCCAAUAUGUGAGAGAAAAUGUGUUCACUGCCUCUGCUGGCAGUAGACAUCAACAGGGUGUGCCUAGUGUCCUCAUUCUGCUCAGGAGAUCAAGGUCAACAGAUAAUGUUGAUCAACAGGCCUCUGCCCUGAAAGAGAGUGGAGUCUUAAUUUUUGGUGUUGGCACCAGGAAUGUGAGCAGUGAAAUUGAGAGAAUUGCAAGUGGUCCUUCCUACGCUCAGACUGUUUCUGAGCUCUCUGACCUAGGCAGUGUCCAGCAGCAAUUUUACACCACUCUCAGCACUGCACUUCUAGACGUAAUGCCAGUGAUACCUACAGUGAUAGUUGACCAAAGAUUUGACCGGAGAGAUGUCGUAUUCCUUCUGGAUGGUUCAGAUGGUACUAGGAAUUAUUUCCCAGCAAUGCGUGAUUUCGUUCAAAGCAUUGUGGAGAGAUUGCAUGUAUCAGAGGAGAGAGACCAUGUGUCUGUAGCUCAAUUCAGCAGAGAUCCAGAGGUGCAUUUCUAUCUCAACACAUACGCGACAAAGGAGAGCAUUCUCGACACCGUUAGAGGUCUGAGGCACAAAGGAGGGAGACCUCUGAACACAGGAAUUGCUCUCCAGUAUGUGAGGGACAGCGUUUUCAGCACCUCGGCUGGAAGCAGACGUUUACAGGGUGUUCCUCAGGUAUUGAUUUUGUUGAGUGGAGGAAGGUCAUUUGAUAAUGUCGACGUGCCAGCCUCAUCCCUGAAAGAGCUUGGAGUCUUGAUCUUUUCUGUGGGAUCAGUAGGCUCAGAUAGCAAUGAAUUGCGGAAGAUCUCAAAUGACCCUAGUUCCACACUCUCAGUGACAGACUUUACUUACCUCCCUAAUGUACAAGAGCAGCUUCUCUCCAUCAUUAACACUGCACUUGUAGGAGCCACAGGCAUCUCUCCAACAACAAUAGUUGAGGCUCGUGUACCAAGGAGAGAUGUUGUUUUCCUGCUGGAUGGGUCAGACGGCAAUAGGAAUGGGUUCCCGGCAAUGAUAGACUUUGUUCAACGAGUGGUGGAGAGGUUGAAUGUAGGCGAGAACAAAGACCGUGUUUCUGUAGUCCAGUUCAGCAGAGAUGCUGAAAUCCAUUUCUAUCUUAAGACAUACACAACAAAGGAGGACCUUCUUGGCACAGUCAGAGCUUUGAGGCACAAAGGAGGAAGGCCCCUAAACAUAGGGGCAGCUCUACAGUACGUCAGAGACAACGUAUUUACUGCCUCCUCGGGUAGCAGACGACUGGAGGGUGUACCACAGAUGCUGAUCCUGUUGAGUGCCGGAAGGUCGUUUGACAAUGUCGAUAUCCCAGCUUCGGCGCUGAAGGAUCUGGGAAUCUUGAUUUUCGGAAUAGGAACAAGGGACUCUGAUAGCAACGAACUUGAGAGAAUUUCAUUUGGCCCCCGUUUUGCUCUGACCGUGUCAGAUUUCACUGAGCUCCCAAAUGUCCAAGAGCAACUUCUGACUUCUAUAGAGGCUGUGGCAGUUCCCAUCACUCCACCCUCCCCGCCUUCUCUUGUUGAUUAUGAGGUUCCCAGAAAGGAUGUUGUCUUCCUCCUGGAUGGAUCAGAUGGGACUAGGAAUGGAUUCCCUGCCAUGCUUGACUUUGUACAAAGGGUAGUGGAAAAAUUUAACUUUGAGGAGAGUAUGGACCAUGUUUCAGUGGUGCAGUACAGUACAAAUGCUGAGGUGCAUUUCUAUCUGAAUACCUAUUCAACAAAAGACGAAAUCCUCAAUGCCAUCAGCAAUGUAAAGCACAAAGGCGGGAGACGUGUCAACACAGGGUCAGCUCUCCAAUAUGUGAGAGAAAAUGUGUUCACUGCCUCUGCUGGCAGUAGACAUCAACAGGGUGUGCCUAGUGUCCUCAUUCUGCUCAGGAGAUCAAGGUCAACAGAUAAUGUUGAUCAACAGGCCUCUGCCCUGAAAGAGAGUGGAGUCUUAAUUUUUGGUGUUGGCACCAGGAAUGUGAGCAGUGAAAUUGAGAGAAUUGCAAGUGGUCCUUCCUACGCUCAGACUGUUUCUGAGCUCUCUGACCUAGGCAGUGUCCAGCAGCAAUUUUACACCACUCUCAGCACUGCACUUCUAGACGUAAUGCCAGUGAUACCUACAGUGAUAGUUGACCAAAGAUUUGACCGGAGAGAUGUCGUAUUCCUUCUGGAUGGUUCAGAUGGUACUAGGAAUUAUUUCCCAGCAAUGCGUGAUUUCGUUCAAAGCAUUGUGGAGAGAUUGCAUGUAUCAGAGGAGAGAGACCAUGUGUCUGUAGCUCAAUUCAGCAGAGAUCCAGAGGUGCAUUUCUAUCUCAACACAUACGCGACAAAGGAGAGCAUUCUCGACACCGUUAGAGGUCUGAGGCACAAAGGAGGGAGACCUCUGAACACAGGAAUUGCUCUCCAGUAUGUGAGGGACAGCGUUUUCAGCACCUCGGCUGGAAGCAGACGUUUACAGGGUGUUCCUCAGGUAUUGAUUUUGUUGAGUGGAGGAAGGUCAUUUGAUAAUGUCGACGUGCCAGCCUCAUCCCUGAAAGAGCUUGGAGUCUUGAUCUUUUCUGUGGGAUCAGUAGGCUCAGAUAGCAAUGAAUUGCGGAAGAUCUCAAAUGACCCUAGUUCCACACUCUCAGUGACAGACUUUACUUACCUCCCUAAUGUACAAGAGCAGCUUCUCUCCAUCAUUAACACUGCACUUGUAGGAGCCACAGGCAUCUCUCCAACAACAAUAGUUGAGGCUCGUGUACCAAGGAGAGAUGUUGUUUUCCUGCUGGAUGGGUCAGACGGCAAUAGGAAUGGGUUCCCGGCAAUGAUAGACUUUGUUCAACGAGUGGUGGAGAGGUUGAAUGUAGGCGAGAACAAAGACCGUGUUUCUGUAGUCCAGUUCAGCAGAGAUGCUGAAAUCCAUUUCUAUCUUAAGACAUACACAACAAAGGAGGACCUUCUUGGCACAGUCAGAGCUUUGAGGCACAAAGGAGGAAGGCCCCUAAACAUAGGGGCAGCUCUACAGUACGUCAGAGACAACGUAUUUACUGCCUCCUCGGGUAGCAGACGACUGGAGGGUGUACCACAGAUGCUGAUCCUGUUGAGUGCCGGAAGGUCGUUUGACAAUGUCGAUAUCCCAGCUUCGGCGCUGAAGGAUCUGGGAAUCUUGAUUUUCGGAAUAGGAACAAGGGACUCUGAUAGCAACGAACUUGAGAGAAUUUCAUUUGGCCCCCGUUUUGCUCUGACCGUGUCAGAUUUCACUGAGCUCCCAAAUGUCCAAGAGCAACUUCUGACUUCUAUAGAGGCUGUGGCAGUUCCCAUCACUCCACCCUCCCCGCCUUCUCUUGUUGAUUAUGAGGUUCCCAGAAAGGAUGUUGUCUUCCUCCUGGAUGGAUCAGAUGGGACUAGGAAUGGAUUCCCUGCCAUGCUUGACUUUGUACAAAGGGUAGUGGAAAAAUUUAACUUUGAGGAGAGUAUGGACCAUGUUUCAGUGGUGCAGUACAGUACAAAUGCUGAGGUGCAUUUCUAUCUGAAUACCUAUUCAACAAAAGACGAAAUCCUCAAUGCCAUCAGCAAUGUAAAGCACAAAGGCGGGAGACGUGUCAACACAGGGUCAGCUCUCCAAUAUGUGAGAGAAAAUGUGUUCACUGCCUCUGCUGGCAGUAGACAUCAACAGGGUGUGCCUAGUGUCCUCAUUCUGCUCAGGAGAUCAAGGUCAACAGAUAAUGUUGAUCAACAGGCCUCUGCCCUGAAAGAGAGUGGAGUCUUAAUUUUUGGUGUUGGCACCAGGAAUGUGAGCAGUGAAAUUGAGAGAAUUGCAAGUGGUCCUUCCUACGCUCAGACUGUUUCUGAGCUCUCUGACCUAGGCAGUGUCCAGCAGCAAUUUUACACCACUCUCAGCACUGCACUUCUAGACGUAAUGCCAGUGAUACCUACAGUGAUAGUUGACCAAAGAUUUGACCGGAGAGAUGUCGUAUUCCUUCUGGAUGGUUCAGAUGGUACUAGGAAUUAUUUCCCAGCAAUGCGUGAUUUCGUUCAAAGCAUUGUGGAGAGAUUGCAUGUAUCAGAGGAGAGAGACCAUGUGUCUGUAGCUCAAUUCAGCAGAGAUCCAGAGGUGCAUUUCUAUCUCAACACAUACGCGACAAAGGAGAGCAUUCUCGACACCGUUAGAGGUCUGAGGCACAAAGGAGGGAGACCUCUGAACACAGGAAUUGCUCUCCAGUAUGUGAGGGACAGCGUUUUCAGCACCUCGGCUGGAAGCAGACGUUUACAGGGUGUUCCUCAGGUAUUGAUUUUGUUGAGUGGAGGAAGGUCAUUUGAUAAUGUCGACGUGCCAGCCUCAUCCCUGAAAGAGCUUGGAGUCUUGAUCUUUUCUGUGGGAUCAGUAGGCUCAGAUAGCAAUGAAUUGCGGAAGAUCUCAAAUGACCCUAGUUCCACACUCUCAGUGACAGACUUUACUUACCUCCCUAAUGUACAAGAGCAGCUUCUCUCCAUCAUUAACACUGCACUUGUAGGAGCCACAGGCAUCUCUCCAACAACAAUAGUUGAGGCUCGUGUACCAAGGAGAGAUGUUGUUUUCCUGCUGGAUGGGUCAGACGGCAAUAGGAAUGGGUUCCCGGCAAUGAUAGACUUUGUUCAACGAGUGGUGGAGAGGUUGAAUGUAGGCGAGAACAAAGACCGUGUUUCUGUAGUCCAGUUCAGCAGAGAUGCUGAAAUCCAUUUCUAUCUUAAGACAUACACAACAAAGGAGGACCUUCUUGGCACAGUCAGAGCUUUGAGGCACAAAGGAGGAAGGCCCCUAAACAUAGGGGCAGCUCUACAGUACGUCAGAGACAACGUAUUUACUGCCUCCUCGGGUAGCAGACGACUGGAGGGUGUACCACAGAUGCUGAUCCUGUUGAGUGCCGGAAGGUCGUUUGACAAUGUCGAUAUCCCAGCUUCGGCGCUGAAGGAUCUGGGAAUCUUGAUUUUCGGAAUAGGAACAAGGGACUCUGAUAGCAACGAACUUGAGAGAAUUUCAUUUGGCCCCCGUUUUGCUCUGACCGUGUCAGAUUUCACUGAGCUCCCAAAUGUCCAAGAGCAACUUCUGACUUCUAUAGAGGCUGUGGCAGUUCCCAUCACUCCACCCUCCCCGCCUUCUCUUGUUGAUUAUGAGGUUCCCAGAAAGGAUGUUGUCUUCCUCCUGGAUGGAUCAGAUGGGACUAGGAAUGGAUUCCCUGCCAUGCUUGACUUUGUACAAAGGGUAGUGGAAAAAUUUAACUUUGAGGAGAGUAUGGACCAUGUUUCAGUGGUGCAGUACAGUACAAAUGCUGAGGUGCAUUUCUAUCUGAAUACCUAUUCAACAAAAGACGAAAUCCUCAAUGCCAUCAGCAAUGUAAAGCACAAAGGCGGGAGACGUGUCAACACAGGGUCAGCUCUCCAAUAUGUGAGAGAAAAUGUGUUCACUGCCUCUGCUGGCAGUAGACAUCAACAGGGUGUGCCUAGUGUCCUCAUUCUGCUCAGGAGAUCAAGGUCAACAGAUAAUGUUGAUCAACCGGCCUCUGCCCUGAAAGAGAGUGGAGUCUUAAUUUUUGGUGUUGGCACCAGGAAUGUGAGCAGUGAAAUUGAGAGAAUUGCAAGUGGUCCUUCCUACGCUCAGACAGUUUCUGAGCUCUCUGACCUAGGCAGUGUCCAGCAGCAAUUUUACACCACUCUCAGCACUGCACUUCUAGACGUAAUGCCAGUGAUACCUACAGUGAUAGUUGACCAAAGAUUUGACCGGAGAGAUGUCGUAUUCCUUCUGGAUGGUUCAGAUGGUACUAGGAAUUAUUUCCCAGCAAUGCGUGAUUUCGUUCAAAGCAUUGUGGAGAGAUUGCAUGUAUCAGAGGAGAGAGACCAUGUGUCUGUAGCUCAAUUCAGCAGAGAUCCAGAGGUGCAUUUCUAUCUCAACACAUACGCGACAAAGGAGAGCAUUCUCGACACCGUUAGAGGUCUGAGGCACAAAGGAGGGAGACCUCUGAACACAGGAAUUGCUCUCCAGUAUGUGAGGGACAGCGUUUUCAGCACCUCGGCUGGAAGCAGACGUUUACAGGGUGUUCCUCAGGUAUUGAUUUUGUUGAGUGGAGGAAGGUCAUUUGAUAAUGUCGACGUGCCAGCCUCAUCCCUGAAAGAGCUUGGAGUCUUGAUCUUUUCUGUGGGAUCAGUAGGCUCAGAUAGCAAUGAAUUGCGGAAGAUCUCAAAUGACCCUAGUUCCACACUCUCAGUGACAGACUUUACUUACCUCCCUAAUGUACAAGAGCAGCUUCUCUCCAUCAUUAACACUGCACUUGUAGGAGCCACAGGCAUCUCUCCAACAACAAUAGUUGAGGCUCGUGUACCAAGGAGAGAUGUUGUUUUCCUGCUGGAUGGGUCAGACGGCAAUAGGAAUGGGUUCCCGGCAAUGAUAGACUUUGUUCAACGAGUGGUGGAGAGGUUGAAUGUAGGCGAGAACAAAGACCGUGUUUCUGUAGUCCAGUUCAGCAGAGAUGCUGAAAUCCAUUUCUAUCUUAAGACAUACACAACAAAGGAGGACCUUCUUGGCACAGUCAGAGCUUUGAGGCACAAAGGAGGAAGGCCCCUAAACAUAGGGGCAGCUCUACAGUACGUCAGAGACAACGUAUUUACUGCCUCCUCGGGUAGCAGACGACUGGAGGGUGUACCACAGAUGCUGAUCCUGUUGAGUGCCGGAAGGUCGUUUGACAAUGUCGAUAUCCCAGCUUCGGCGCUGAAGGAUCUGGGAAUCUUGAUUUUCGGAAUAGGAACAAGGGACUCUGAUAGCAACGAACUUGAGAGAAUUUCAUUUGGCCCCCGUUUUGCUCUGACCGUGUCAGAUUUCACUGAGCUCCCAAAUGUCCAAGAGCAACUUCUGACUUCUAUAGAGGCUGUGGCAGUUCCCAUCACUCCACCCUCCCCGCCUUCUCUUGUUGAUUAUGAGGUUCCCAGAAAGGAUGUUGUCUUCCUCCUGGAUGGAUCAGAUGGGACUAGGAAUGGAUUCCCUGCCAUGCUUGACUUUGUACAAAGGGUAGUGGAAAAAUUUAACUUUGAGGAGAGUAUGGACCAUGUUUCAGUGGUGCAGUACAGUACAAAUGCUGAGGUGCAUUUCUAUCUGAAUACCUAUUCAACAAAAGACGAAAUCCUCAAUGCCAUCAGCAAUGUAAAGCACAAAGGCGGGAGACGUGUCAACACAGGGUCAGCUCUCCAAUAUGUGAGAGAAAAUGUGUUCACUGCCUCUGCUGGCAGUAGACAUCAACAGGGUGUGCCUAGUGUCCUCAUUCUGCUCAGGAGAUCAAGGUCAACAGAUAAUGUUGAUCAACCGGCCUCUGCCCUGAAAGAGAGUGGAGUCUUAAUUUUUGGUGUUGGCACCAGGAAUGUGAGCAGUGAAAUUGAGAGAAUUGCAAGUGGUCCUUCCUACGCUCAGACAGUUUCUGAGCUCUCUGACCUAGGCAGUGUCCAGCAGCAAUUUUACACCACUCUCAGCACUGCACUUCUAGACGUAAUGCCAGUGAUACCUACAGUGAUAGUUGACCAAAGAUUUGACCGGAGAGAUGUCGUAUUCCUUCUGGAUGGUUCAGAUGGUACUAGGAAUUAUUUCCCAGCAAUGCGUGAUUUCGUUCAAAGCAUUGUGGAGAGAUUGCAUGUAUCAGAGGAGAGAGACCAUGUGUCUGUAGCUCAAUUCAGCAGAGAUCCAGAGGUGCAUUUCUAUCUCAACACAUACGCGACAAAGGAGAGCAUUCUCGACACCGUUAGAGGUCUGAGGCACAAAGGAGGGAGACCUCUGAACACAGGAAUUGCUCUCCAGUAUGUGAGGGACAGCGUUUUCAGCACCUCGGCUGGAAGCAGACGUUUACAGGGUGUUCCUCAGGUAUUGAUUUUGUUGAGUGGAGGAAGGUCAUUUGAUAAUGUCGACGUGCCAGCCUCAUCCCUGAAAGAGCUUGGAGUCUUGAUCUUUUCUGUGGGAUCAGUAGGCUCAGAUAGCAAUGAAUUGCGGAAGAUCUCAAAUGACCCUAGUUCCACACUCUCAGUGACAGACUUUACUUACCUCCCUAAUGUACAAGAGCAGCUUCUCUCCAUCAUUAACACUGCACUUGUAGGAGCCACAGGCAUCUCUCCAACAACAAUAGUUGAGGCUCGUGUACCAAGGAGAGAUGUUGUUUUCCUGCUGGAUGGGUCAGACGGCAAUAGGAAUGGGUUCCCGGCAAUGAUAGACUUUGUUCAACGAGUGGUGGAGAGGUUGAAUGUAGGCGAGAACAAAGACCGUGUUUCUGUAGUCCAGUUCAGCAGAGAUGCUGAAAUCCAUUUCUAUCUUAAGACAUACACAACAAAGGAGGACCUUCUUGGCACAGUCAGAGCUUUGAGGCACAAAGGAGGAAGGCCCCUAAACAUAGGGGCAGCUCUACAGUACGUCAGAGACAACGUAUUUACUGCCUCCUCGGGUAGCAGACGACUGGAGGGUGUACCACAGAUGCUGAUCCUGUUGAGUGCCGGAAGGUCGUUUGACAAUGUCGAUAUCCCAGCUUCGGCGCUGAAGGAUCUGGGAAUCUUGAUUUUCGGAAUAGGAACAAGGGACUCUGAUAGCAACGAACUUGAGAGAAUUUCAUUUGGCCCCCGUUUUGCUCUGACCGUGUCAGAUUUCACUGAGCUCCCAAAUGUCCAAGAGCAACUUCUGACUUCUAUAGAGGCUGUGGCAGUUCCCAUCACUCCACCCUCCCCGCCUUCUCUUGUUGAUUAUGAGGUUCCCAGAAAGGAUGUUGUCUUCCUCCUGGAUGGAUCAGAUGGGACUAGGAAUGGAUUCCCUGCCAUGCUUGACUUUGUACAAAGGGUAGUGGAAAAAUUUAACUUUGAGGAGAGUAUGGACCAUGUUUCAGUGGUGCAGUACAGUACAAAUGCUGAGGUGCAUUUCUAUCUGAAUACCUAUUCAACAAAAGACGAAAUCCUCAAUGCCAUCAGCAAUGUAAAGCACAAAGGCGGGAGACGUGUCAACACAGGGUCAGCUCUCCAAUAUGUGAGAGAAAAUGUGUUCACUGCCUCUGCUGGCAGUAGACAUCAACAGGGUGUGCCUAGUGUCCUCAUUCUGCUCAGGAGAUCAAGGUCAACAGAUAAUGUUGAUCAACCGGCCUCUGCCCUGAAAGAGAGUGGAGUCUUAAUUUUUGGUGUUGGCACCAGGAAUGUGAGCAGUGAAAUUGAGAGAAUUGCAAGUGGUCCUUCCUACGCUCAGACAGUUUCUGAGCUCUCUGACCUAGGCAGUGUCCAGCAGCAAUUUUACACCACUCUCAGCACUGCACUUCUAGACGUAAUGCCAGUGAUACCUACAGUGAUAGUUGACCAAAGAUUUGACCGGAGAGAUGUCGUAUUCCUUCUGGAUGGUUCAGAUGGUACUAGGAAUUAUUUCCCAGCAAUGCGUGAUUUCGUUCAAAGCAUUGUGGAGAGAUUGCAUGUAUCAGAGGAGAGAGACCAUGUGUCUGUAGCUCAAUUCAGCAGAGAUCCAGAGGUGCAUUUCUAUCUCAACACAUACGUGACAAAGGAGAGCAUUCUCGACACCGUUAGAGGUCUGAGGCACAAAGGAGGGAGACCUCUGAACACAGGAAUUGCUCUCCAGUAUGUGAGGGACAGCGUUUUCAGCACCUCGGCUGGAAGCAGACGUUUACAGGGUGUUCCUCAGGUAUUGAUUUUGUUGAGUGGAGGAAGGUCAUUUGAUAAUGUCGACGUGCCAGCCUCAUCCCUGAAAGAGCUUGGAGUCUUGAUCUUUUCUGUGGGAUCAGUAGGCUCAGAUAGCAAUGAAUUGCGGAAGAUCUCAAAUGACCCUAGUUCCACACUCUCAGUGACAGACUUUACUUACCUCCCUAAUGUACAAGAGCAGCUUCUCUCCAUCAUUAACACUGCACUUGUAGGAGCCACAGGCAUCUCUCCAACAACAAUAGUUGAGGCUCGUGUACCAAGGAGAGAUGUUGUUUUCCUGCUGGAUGGGUCAGACGGCAAUAGGAAUGGGUUCCCGGCAAUGAUAGACUUUGUUCAACGAGUGGUGGAGAGGUUGAAUGUAGGCGAGAACAAAGACCGUGUUUCUGUAGUCCAGUUCAGCAGAGAUGCUGAAAUCCAUUUCUAUCUUAAGACAUACACAACAAAGGAGGACCUUCUUGGCACAGUCAGAGCUUUGAGGCACAAAGGAGGAAGGCCCCUAAACAUAGGGGCAGCUCUACAGUACGUCAGAGACAACGUAUUUACUGCCUCCUCGGGUAGCAGACGACUGGAGGGUGUACCACAGAUGCUGAUCCUGUUGAGUGCCGGAAGGUCGUUUGACAAUGUCGAUAUCCCAGCUUCGGCGCUGAAGGAUCUGGGAAUCUUGAUUUUCGGAAUAGGAACAAGGGACUCUGAUAGCAACGAACUUGAGAGAAUUUCAUUUGGCCCCCGUUUUGCUCUGACCGUGUCAGAUUUCACUGAGCUCCCAAAUGUCCAAGAGCAACUUCUGACUUCUAUAGAGGCUGUGGCAGUUCCCAUCACUCCACCCUCCCCGCCUUCUCUUGUUGAUUAUGAGGUUCCCAGAAAGGAUGUUGUCUUCCUCCUGGAUGGAUCAGAUGGGACUAGGAAUGGAUUCCCUGCCAUGCUUGACUUUGUACAAAGGGUAGUGGAAAAAUUUAACUUUGAGGAGAGUAUGGACCAUGUUUCAGUGGUGCAGUACAGUACAAAUGCUGAGGUGCAUUUCUAUCUGAAUACCUAUUCAACAAAAGACGAAAUCCUCAAUGCCAUCAGCAAUGUAAAGCACAAAGGCGGGAGACGUGUCAACACAGGGUCAGCUCUCCAAUAUGUGAGAGAAAAUGUGUUCACUGCCUCUGCUGGCAGUAGACAUCAACAGGGUGUGCCUAGUGUCCUCAUUCUGCUCAGGAGAUCAAGGUCAACAGAUAAUGUUGAUCAACCGGCCUCUGCCCUGAAAGAGAGUGGAGUCUUAAUUUUUGGUGUUGGCACCAGGAAUGUGAGCAGUGAAAUUGAGAGAAUUGCAAGUGGUCCUUCCUACGCUCAGACAGUUUCUGAGCUCUCUGACCUAGGCAGUGUCCAGCAGCAAUUUUACACCACUCUCAGCACUGCACUUCUAGACGUAAUGCCAGUGAUACCUACAGUGAUAGUUGACCAAAGAUUUGACCGGAGAGAUGUCGUAUUCCUUCUGGAUGGUUCAGAUGGUACUAGGAAUUAUUUCCCAGCAAUGCGUGAUUUCGUUCAAAGCAUUGUGGAGAGAUUGCAUGUAUCAGAGGAGAGAGACCAUGUGUCUGUAGCUCAAUUCAGCAGAGAUCCAGAGGUGCAUUUCUAUCUCAACACAUACGCGACAAAGGAGAGCAUUCUCGACACCGUUAGAGGUCUGAGGCACAAAGGAGGGAGACCUCUGAACACAGGAAUUGCUCUCCAGUAUGUGAGGGACAGCGUUUUCAGCACCUCGGCUGGAAGCAGACGUUUACAGGGUGUUCCUCAGGUAUUGAUUUUGUUGAGUGGAGGAAGGUCAUUUGAUAAUGUCGACGUGCCAGCCUCAUCCCUGAAAGAGCUUGGAGUCUUGAUCUUUUCUGUGGGAUCAGUAGGCUCAGAUAGCAAUGAAUUGCGGAAGAUCUCAAAUGACCCUAGUUCCACACUCUCAGUGACAGACUUUACUUACCUCCCUAAUGUACAAGAGCAGCUUCUCUCCAUCAUUAACACUGCACUUGUAGGAGCCACAGGCAUCUCUCCAACAACAAUAGUUGAGGCUCGUGUACCAAGGAGAGAUGUUGUUUUCCUGCUGGAUGGGUCAGACGGCAAUAGGAAUGGGUUCCCGGCAAUGAUAGACUUUGUUCAACGAGUGGUGGAGAGGUUGAAUGUAGGCGAGAACAAAGACCGUGUUUCUGUAGUCCAGUUCAGCAGAGAUGCUGAAAUCCAUUUCUAUCUUAAGACAUACACAACAAAGGAGGACCUUCUUGGCACAGUCAGAGCUUUGAGGCACAAAGGAGGAAGGCCCCUAAACAUAGGGGCAGCUCUACAGUACGUCAGAGACAACGUAUUUACUGCCUCCUCGGGUAGCAGACGACUGGAGGGUGUACCACAGAUGCUGAUCCUGUUGAGUGCCGGAAGGUCGUUUGACAAUGUCGAUAUCCCAGCUUCGGCGCUGAAGGAUCUGGGAAUCUUGAUUUUCGGAAUAGGAACAAGGGACUCUGAUAGCAACGAACUUGAGAGAAUUUCAUUUGGCCCCCGUUUUGCUCUGACCGUGUCAGAUUUCACUGAGCUCCCAAAUGUCCAAGAGCAACUUCUGACUUCUAUAGAGGCUGUGGCAGUUCCCAUCACUCCACCCUCCCCGCCUUCUCUUGUUGAUUAUGAGGUUCCCAGAAAGGAUGUUGUCUUCCUCCUGGAUGGAUCAGAUGGGACUAGGAAUGGAUUCCCUGCCAUGCUUGACUUUGUACAAAGGGUAGUGGAAAAAUUUAACUUUGAGGAGAGUAUGGACCAUGUUUCAGUGGUGCAGUACAGUACAAAUGCUGAGGUGCAUUUCUAUCUGAAUACCUAUUCAACAAAAGACGAAAUCCUCAAUGCCAUCAGCAAUGUAAAGCACAAAGGCGGGAGACGUGUCAACACAGGGUCAGCUCUCCAAUAUGUGAGAGAAAAUGUGUUCACUGCCUCUGCUGGCAGUAGACAUCAACAGGGUGUGCCUAGUGUCCUCAUUCUGCUCAGGAGAUCAAGGUCAACAGAUAAUGUUGAUCAACCGGCCUCUGCCCUGAAAGAGAGUGGAGUCUUAAUUUUUGGUGUUGGCACCAGGAAUGUGAGCAGUGAAAUUGAGAGAAUUGCAAGUGGUCCUUCCUACGCUCAGACAGUUUCUGAGCUCUCUGACCUAGGCAGUGUCCAGCAGCAAUUUUACACCACUCUCAGCACUGCACUUCUAGACGUAAUGCCAGUGAUACCUACAGUGAUAGUUGACCAAAGAUUUGACCGGAGAGAUGUCGUAUUCCUUCUGGAUGGUUCAGAUGGUACUAGGAAUUAUUUCCCAGCAAUGCGUGAUUUCGUUCAAAGCAUUGUGGAGAGAUUGCAUGUAUCAGAGGAGAGAGACCAUGUGUCUGUAGCUCAAUUCAGCAGAGAUCCAGAGGUGCAUUUCUAUCUCAACACAUACGCGACAAAGGAGAGCAUUCUCGACACCGUUAGAGGUCUGAGGCACAAAGGAGGGAGACCUCUGAACACAGGAAUUGCUCUCCAGUAUGUGAGGGACAGCGUUUUCAGCACCUCGGCUGGAAGCAGACGUUUACAGGGUGUUCCUCAGGUAUUGAUUUUGUUGAGUGGAGGAAGGUCAUUUGAUAAUGUCGACGUGCCAGCCUCAUCCCUGAAAGAGCUUGGAGUCUUGAUCUUUUCUGUGGGAUCAGUAGGCUCAGAUAGCAAUGAAUUGCGGAAGAUCUCAAAUGACCCUAGUUCCACACUCUCAGUGACAGACUUUACUUACCUCCCUAAUGUACAAGAGCAGCUUCUCUCCAUCAUUAACACUGCACUUGUAGGAGCCACAGGCAUCUCUCCAACAACAAUAGUUGAGGCUCGUGUACCAAGGAGAGAUGUUGUUUUCCUGCUGGAUGGGUCAGACGGCAAUAGGAAUGGGUUCCCGGCAAUGAUAGACUUUGUUCAACGAGUGGUGGAGAGGUUGAAUGUAGGCGAGAACAAAGACCGUGUUUCUGUAGUCCAGUUCAGCAGAGAUGCUGAAAUCCAUUUCUAUCUUAAGACAUACACAACAAAGGAGGACCUUCUUGGCACAGUCAGAGCUUUGAGGCACAAAGGAGGAAGGCCCCUAAACAUAGGGGCAGCUCUACAGUACGUCAGAGACAACGUAUUUACUGCCUCCUCGGGUAGCAGACGACUGGAGGGUGUACCACAGAUGCUGAUCCUGUUGAGUGCCGGAAGGUCGUUUGACAAUGUCGAUAUCCCAGCUUCGGCGCUGAAGGAUCUGGGAAUCUUGAUUUUCGGAAUAGGAACAAGGGACUCUGAUAGCAACGAACUUGAGAGAAUUUCAUUUGGCCCCCGUUUUGCUCUGACCGUGUCAGAUUUCACUGAGCUCCCAAAUGUCCAAGAGCAACUUCUGACUUCUAUAGAGGCUGUGGCAGUUCCCAUCACUCCACCCUCCCCGCCUUCUCUUGUUGAUUAUGAGGUUCCCAGAAAGGAUGUUGUCUUCCUCCUGGAUGGAUCAGAUGGGACUAGGAAUGGAUUCCCUGCCAUGCUUGACUUUGUACAAAGGGUAGUGGAAAAAUUUAACUUUGAGGAGAGUAUGGACCAUGUUUCAGUGGUGCAGUACAGUACAAAUGCUGAGGUGCAUUUCUAUCUGAAUACCUAUUCAACAAAAGACGAAAUCCUCAAUGCCAUCAGCAAUGUAAAGCACAAAGGCGGGAGACGUGUCAACACAGGGUCAGCUCUCCAAUAUGUGAGAGAAAAUGUGUUCACUGCCUCUGCUGGCAGUAGACAUCAACAGGGUGUGCCUAGUGUCCUCAUUCUGCUCAGGAGAUCAAGGUCAACAGAUAAUGUUGAUCAACCGGCCUCUGCCCUGAAAGAGAGUGGAGUCUUAAUUUUUGGUGUUGGCACCAGGAAUGUGAGCAGUGAAAUUGAGAGAAUUGCAAGUGGUCCUUCCUACGCUCAGACAGUUUCUGAGCUCUCUGACCUAGGCAGUGUCCAGCAGCAAUUUUACACCACUCUCAGCACUGCACUUCUAGACGUAAUGCCAGUGAUACCUACAGUGAUAGUUGACCAAAGAUUUGACCGGAGAGAUGUCGUAUUCCUUCUGGAUGGUUCAGAUGGUACUAGGAAUUAUUUCCCAGCAAUGCGUGAUUUCGUUCAAAGCAUUGUGGAGAGAUUGCAUGUAUCAGAGGAGAGAGACCAUGUGUCUGUAGCUCAAUUCAGCAGAGAUCCAGAGGUGCAUUUCUAUCUCAACACAUACGCGACAAAGGAGAGCAUUCUCGACACCGUUAGAGGUCUGAGGCACAAAGGAGGGAGACCUCUGAACACAGGAAUUGCUCUCCAGUAUGUGAGGGACAGCGUUUUCAGCACCUCGGCUGGAAGCAGACGUUUACAGGGUGUUCCUCAGGUAUUGAUUUUGUUGAGUGGAGGAAGGUCAUUUGAUAAUGUCGACGUGCCAGCCUCAUCCCUGAAAGAGCUUGGAGUCUUGAUCUUUUCUGUGGGAUCAGUAGGCUCAGAUAGCAAUGAAUUGCGGAAGAUCUCAAAUGACCCUAGUUCCACACUCUCAGUGACAGACUUUACUUACCUCCCUAAUGUACAAGAGCAGCUUCUCUCCAUCAUUAACACUGCACUUGUAGGAGCCACAGGCAUCUCUCCAACAACAAUAGUUGAGGCUCGUGUACCAAGGAGAGAUGUUGUUUUCCUGCUGGAUGGGUCAGACGGCAAUAGGAAUGGGUUCCCGGCAAUGAUAGACUUUGUUCAACGAGUGGUGGAGAGGUUGAAUGUAGGCGAGAACAAAGACCGUGUUUCUGUAGUCCAGUUCAGCAGAGAUGCUGAAAUCCAUUUCUAUCUUAAGACAUACACAACAAAGGAGGACCUUCUUGGCACAGUCAGAGCUUUGAGGCACAAAGGAGGAAGGCCCCUAAACAUAGGGGCAGCUCUACAGUACGUCAGAGACAACGUAUUUACUGCCUCCUCGGGUAGCAGACGACUGGAGGGUGUACCACAGAUGCUGAUCCUGUUGAGUGCCGGAAGGUCGUUUGACAAUGUCGAUAUCCCAGCUUCGGCGCUGAAGGAUCUGGGAAUCUUGAUUUUCGGAAUAGGAACAAGGGACUCUGAUAGCAACGAACUUGAGAGAAUUUCAUUUGGCCCCCGUUUUGCUCUGACCGUGUCAGAUUUCACUGAGCUCCCAAAUGUCCAAGAGCAACUUCUGACUUCUAUAGAGGCUGUGGCAGUUCCCAUCACUCCACCCUCCCCGCCUUCUCUUGUUGAUUAUGAGGUUCCCAGAAAGGAUGUUGUCUUCCUCCUGGAUGGAUCAGAUGGGACUAGGAAUGGAUUCCCUGCCAUGCUUGACUUUGUACAAAGGGUAGUGGAAAAAUUUAACUUUGAGGAGAGUAUGGACCAUGUUUCAGUGGUGCAGUACAGUACAAAUGCUGAGGUGCAUUUCUAUCUGAAUACCUAUUCAACAAAAGACGAAAUCCUCAAUGCCAUCAGCAAUGUAAAGCACAAAGGCGGGAGACGUGUCAACACAGGGUCAGCUCUCCAAUAUGUGAGAGAAAAUGUGUUCACUGCCUCUGCUGGCAGUAGACAUCAACAGGGUGUGCCUAGUGUCCUCAUUCUGCUCAGGAGAUCAAGGUCAACAGAUAAUGUUGAUCAACCGGCCUCUGCCCUGAAAGAGAGUGGAGUCUUAAUUUUUGGUGUUGGCACCAGGAAUGUGAGCAGUGAAAUUGAGAGAAUUGCAAGUGGUCCUUCCUACGCUCAGACAGUUUCUGAGCUCUCUGACCUAGGCAGUGUCCAGCAGCAAUUUUACACCACUCUCAGCACUGCACUUCUAGACGUAAUGCCAGUGAUACCUACAGUGAUAGUUGACCAAAGAUUUGACCGGAGAGAUGUCGUAUUCCUUCUGGAUGGUUCAGAUGGUACUAGGAAUUAUUUCCCAGCAAUGCGUGAUUUCGUUCAAAGCAUUGUGGAGAGAUUGCAUGUAUCAGAGGAGAGAGACCAUGUGUCUGUAGCUCAAUUCAGCAGAGAUCCAGAGGUGCAUUUCUAUCUCAACACAUACGCGACAAAGGAGAGCAUUCUCGACACCGUUAGAGGUCUGAGGCACAAAGGAGGGAGACCUCUGAACACAGGAAUUGCUCUCCAGUAUGUGAGGGACAGCGUUUUCAGCACCUCGGCUGGAAGCAGACGUUUACAGGGUGUUCCUCAGGUAUUGAUUUUGUUGAGUGGAGGAAGGUCAUUUGAUAAUGUCGACAUGCCAGCCUCAUCCCUGAAAGAGCUUGGAGUCUUGAUCUUUUCUGUGGGAUCAGUAGGCUCAGAUAGCAAUGAAUUGCGGAAGAUCUCAAAUGACCCUAGUUCCACACUCUCAGUGACAGACUUUACUUACCUCCCUAAUGUACAAGAGCAGCUUCUCUCCAUCAUUAACACUGCACUUGUAGGAGCCACAGGCAUCUCUCCAACAACAAUAGUUGAGGCUCGUGUACCAAGGAGAGAUGUUGUUUUCCUGCUGGAUGGGUCAGACGGCAAUAGGAAUGCGUUCCCGGCAAUGAUAGACUUUGUUCAACGAGUGGUGGAGAGGUUGAAUGUAGGCGAGAACAAAGACCGUGUUUCUGUAGUCCAGUUCAGCAGAGAUGCUGAAAUCCAUUUCUAUCUUAAGACAUACACAACAAAGGAGGACCUUCUUGGCACAGUCAGAGCUUUGAGGCACAAAGGAGGAAGGCCCCUAAACAUAGGGGCAGCUCUACAGUACGUCAGAGACAACGUAUUUACUGCCUCCUCGGGUAGCAGACGACUGGAGGGUGUACCACAGAUGCUGAUCCUGUUGAGUGCCGGAAGGUCGUUUGACAAUGUCGAUAUCCCAGCUUCGGCGCUGAAGGAUCUGGGAAUCUUGAUUUUCGGAAUAGGAACAAGGGACUCUGAUAGCAACGAACUUGAGAGAAUUUCAUUUGGCCCCCGUUUUGCUCUGACCGUGUCAGAUUUCACUGAGCUCCCAAAUGUCCAAGAGCAACUUCUGACUUCUAUAGAGGCUGUGGCAGUUCCCAUCACUCCACCCUCCCCGCCUUCUCUUGUUGAUUAUGAGGUUCCCAGAAAGGAUGUUGUCUUCCUCCUGGAUGGAUCAGAUGGGACUAGGAAUGGAUUCCCUGCCAUGCUUGACUUUGUACAAAGGGUAGUGGAAAAAUUUAACUUUGAGGAGAGUAUGGACCAUGUUUCAGUGGUGCAGUACAGUACAAAUGCUGAGGUGCAUUUCUAUCUGAAUACCUAUUCAACAAAAGACGAAAUCCUCAAUGCCAUCAGCAAUGUAAAGCACAAAGGCGGGAGACGUGUCAACACAGGGUCAGCUCUCCAAUAUGUGAGAGAAAAUGUGUUCACUGCCUCUGCUGGCAGUAGACAUCAACAGGGUGUGCCUAGUGUCCUCAUUCUGCUCAGGAGAUCAAGGUCAACAGAUAAUGUUGAUCAACCGGCCUCUGCCCUGAAAGAGAGUGGAGUCUUAAUUUUUGGUGUUGGCACCAGGAAUGUGAGCAGUGAAAUUGAGAGAAUUGCAAGUGGUCCUUCCUACGCUCAGACAGUUUCUGAGCUCUCUGACCUAGGCAGUGUCCAGCAGCAAUUUUACACCACUCUCAGCACUGCACUUCUAGACGUAAUGCCAGUGAUACCUACAGUGAUAGUUGACCAAAGAUUUGACCGGAGAGAUGUCGUAUUCCUUCUGGAUGGUUCAGAUGGUACUAGGAAUUAUUUCCCAGCAAUGCGUGAUUUCGUUCAAAGCAUUGUGGAGAGAUUGCAUGUAUCAGAGGAGAGAGACCAUGUGUCUGUAGCUCAAUUCAGCAGAGAUCCAGAGGUGCAUUUCUAUCUCAACACAUACGCGACAAAGGAGAGCAUUCUCGACACCGUUAGAGGUCUGAGGCACAAAGGAGGGAGACCUCUGAACACAGGAAUUGCUCUCCAGUAUGUGAGGGACAGCGUUUUCAGCACCUCGGCUGGAAGCAGACGUUUACAGGGUGUUCCUCAGGUAUUGAUUUUGUUGAGUGGAGGAAGGUCAUUUGAUAAUGUCGACGUGCCAGCCUCAUCCCUGAAAGAGCUUGGAGUCUUGAUCUUUUCUGUGGGAUCAGUAGGCUCAGAUAGCAAUGAAUUGCGGAAGAUCUCAAAUGACCCUAGUUCCACACUCUCAGUGACAGACUUUACUUACCUCCCUAAUGUACAAGAGCAGCUUCUCUCCAUCAUUAACACUGCACUUGUAGGAGCCACAGGCAUCUCUCCAACAACAAUAGUUGAGGCUCGUGUACCAAGGAGAGAUGUUGUUUUCCUGCUGGAUGGGUCAGACGGCAAUAGGAAUGGGUUCCCGGCAAUGAUAGACUUUGUUCAACGAGUGGUGGAGAGGUUGAAUGUAGGCGAGAACAAAGACCGUGUUUCUGUAGUCCAGUUCAGCAGAGAUGCUGAAAUCCAUUUCUAUCUUAAGACAUACACAACAAAGGAGGACCUUCUUGGCACAGUCAGAGCUUUGAGGCACAAAGGAGGAAGGCCCCUAAACAUAGGGGCAGCUCUACAGUACGUCAGAGACAACGUAUUUACUGCCUCCUCGGGUAGCAGACGACUGGAGGGUGUACCACAGAUGCUGAUCCUGUUGAGUGCCGGAAGGUCGUUUGACAAUGUCGAUAUCCCAGCUUCGGCGCUGAAGGAUCUGGGAAUCUUGAUUUUCGGAAUAGGAACAAGGGACUCUGAUAGCAACGAACUUGAGAGAAUUUCAUUUGGCCCCCGUUUUGCUCUGACCGUGUCAGAUUUCACUGAGCUCCCAAAUGUCCAAGAGCAACUUCUGACUUCUAUAGAGGCUGUGGCAGUUCCCAUCACUCCACCCUCCCCGCCUUCUCUUGUUGAUUAUGAGGUUCCCAGAAAGGAUGUUGUCUUCCUCCUGGAUGGAUCAGAUGGGACUAGGAAUGGAUUCCCUGCCAUGCUUGACUUUGUACAAAGGGUAGUGGAAAAAUUUAACUUUGAGGAGAGUAUGGACCAUGUUUCAGUGGUGCAGUACAGUACAAAUGCUGAGGUGCAUUUCUAUCUGAAUACCUAUUCAACAAAAGACGAAAUCCUCAAUGCCAUCAGCAAUGUAAAGCACAAAGGCGGGAGACGUGUCAACACAGGGUCAGCUCUCCAAUAUGUGAGAGAAAAUGUGUUCACUGCCUCUGCUGGCAGUAGACAUCAACAGGGUGUGCCUAGUGUCCUCAUUCUGCUCAGGAGAUCAAGGUCAACAGAUAAUGUUGAUCAACCGGCCUCUGCCCUGAAAGAGAGUGGAGUCUUAAUUUUUGGUGUUGGCACCAGGAAUGUGAUCAGUGAAAUUGAGAGAAUUGCAAGUGGUCCUUCCUACGCUCAGACAGUUUCUGAGCUCUCUGACCUAGGCAGUGUCCAGCAGCAAUUUUACACCACUCUCAGCACUGCACUUCUAGACGUAAUGCCAGUGAUACCUACAGUGAUAGCAGAGUCUCAGGGUCCCAAGAAGGAUAUUAUCUUUGUGAUUGAUGGAUCUGAAGGUGUUGGGAGAGAUUUUCCCAUCAUCCAGGAAUUUGUUCGUGGAGUGGUAGAGAACCUAAAUGUAGGUGAAAAUAAAAUUCAAAUAAGUGUAGUGCAGUAUGGAGACACUCCUCAUGUGGAUAUCUAUCUCAAUUCCCACAAGACCAAGGAGGGGGUCUUAAAUGCAAUCCAGGAACUCAGACAACGUGGAGGUAUAGAGCGUAACCUGGGUAGGGCCAUAGAUUUUGUCCGUCUUAAUGUCCUGGAUCCAGUUCGUGGGAGCAGGAAACAGGAGGGUGUCCCACAGUUUCUGAUAGUAAUCUCAGGAGGAAAAGCAACAGAUGAUGUAGGAACAUCAGUAAAUACACUCAAACAGUUAGGAACUGUGCCUUUCAGUAUAGGGACAAGAGAUACUGGCCUUCAAGAGCUGCAGGUGGUCUCCUAUGUGCCCACAUUCGCUUACUUAGUGGAGGAUUUGCCUGGCCUUCACACUGUCAAAGAUCAAUUCAUCACUACCCUGACAGAUUUGUCUGAUGAAGAACUGAAGCUACUGAAACCUGUUUAUCCCAUAGUACCAACAAUAUCGACUGGAGAAAAGAAAGAUGUGGUCUUCCUCAUUGAUGGAACUACUAUGAUGCAGAGAGAUUUCCCUGCUAUACAAGACAUGAUUCUGAACAUUGUGGAGAAGCUAGAUGUCGGGUUAAACAAGGUGAGGGUUUCAGUAGUACAGUACAGUGAAGACCCCAAACUGGAGUUCCUCCUCAAUGAGCACUCAACCAAGGAAGAGGUUCGCCAGUCAGUGAGAAAAAUAAGAAGUAAAGGUGGCAGAAUACUUAAUACUGGCCAAGCACUGAGCUGGGUCUCAAGGAACAUCUACCAGCGAUCAGCUGGCAGCCGAAUUGAAGAGGGUGUGCCCCAGUUUCUCAUCUUAGUGACUGGAGGAAAAUCCAACGAUGAUGUAUCUGGUGCUGCUAGCCAGUUGAAGUUGAGUUAUGUGGCUCCUAUGGCUGUUGGGUCAGAAAAUGCUGAUCCUGAGGAGCUGAAACUGAUUUCUUUAAGGCCAGAACAGGCACACACCGUUAGAAACUUCCAAGAAAAACCAGGAGUGGAACAGCAACUUUUGGCUACAAUUAACACCAUAACUUCUACAGAAAUCGAAGAAGUUAUAAAAACUAUGGAUAUAGGACUGAAUAUUGGAAAAAAGGACAUUGUUUUCCUUAUUGAUGGUUCUGAUAAUGUUGGUCCAAAUGGAAUUGCUCACAUCCGUGACUUUAUCUUGAAGAUUGUCCAACAACUCAAUGUGCGCCCUGACCAAGUGCGUGUGGCUGUGGUACAGUAUGCAGAGAGACCUAAGACUGAGUUCUCACUUAUAUCCCAUGGAAACAAGAAGGCAGUCAUUUCAUCUAUUAAGAGAUUGCGUCAGAUGGGUGGUCGUGGUGGAAACUUAGCUGAGGCUAUUCAGUAUGUGAUUGAUAAUGAACUAAAGGAAUCUGCAGGAGCUCGGCUGGACAAGGCCUCUCAGCAUUUGGUGGUACUCACAGGUGGAAAGUCUACCUCAGAUGUCUCUCUUUAUGGACCAAUUCUCAAAAAAUCUCAGGUGAACUGUAUAGGAAUUGGUGCUGGCGCAGCAGAUUCAAGGCAGCUCAGAGAGAUUGCAACCACACCAGAUGAUGUCUUCCAAGUGUCAACCUUCCCAGCACUGCCAAAUAUAGAGAACCAAUUUAUUGCAAGACUCAGUGGAACAGUGGUGAUUACAACCACUGUGCCCCCCACACCUUCUGGUCCAAAGCCAAAGGUUGCUGACAUUGUUUUUUUGGUUGACGGUUCAAUAAACCUUGGGAAGAGUAAUUUCAAAGUGACCAUGGAGUUUAUCAGAGAGCUUAUUGACCUCUUUGUCACAGACAGUGACAACCUUCAGAUUGGUCUGGCACACUAUGCCACAGACGUGACAGAUGUUUUCUACUUCAAUACAUAUGAGAACAAGGAUGACAUUAUGAAUGCUAUCAGCAGAACUGAGUACAAGGGUGGUUGGAAAAUUAAUACAGGCAAUGCCAUUAGACAUAUUCAGCAAACACACUUUGUGAAGGACAGAGGUAGUCGGAAGGAUGAGGGAAUCCCUCAGAUCCUGAUGUUGGUGACGGGUGGACGUUCACAAGAUGAUGGUAAAUCAGCAGCACUGGCCCUAAAAAGUGCAGGUGUUCGUAUCUAUGCCAUUGGUGUGGGUGACAUUGAGAAUGAGCUCAAUGACUUGGGCAGUGAGUCCACCACUGUGGCCCGGGCCAGUAACUUCCAAGAGCUUUCUGAGCUGAAUGAGCGGAUUUUGGACACACUUGUAGAUGAUGUCAUGGGAAAACUCUGUACAGGAGACAAAACUGUAAUAAAGGCUUGCAACUUGGAUGUUCUUGUGGGCUUCGAUGUGGCUGCUCAGAACAUUUUUGCUACUCAGAAAUCAUUGGAGUCCAAGAUGGCUGCCAUUCUGCAGCGAAUUACCCAAAUGCAGGCCAUUAGCUGCUCUUCUGGUCAGGUUCCAUCAGUGCAGAUGGGUAUAUCAGCGUUGGACUCUGCAAUGGAGCCUGUUCAUCUGGACUUUACCGAAAGCCACACCAAGCUCAUUGAGUCCUUCAGGUCUCUUCGCAACCGCGGACCCUUCAUCUUAAAUGACAAGACUAUUGAUGCAUAUAGUGCAAGGUUCAAGGACCGUCCUUCAGACAGAGUUAAGGUUGUAAUUCACCUCACUGAUGGAUUGGAUGCCCAAUAUAAUGUAAUGAAAGAGCGAGUUGAGCAGAUGCGGACUGCGGGAGUCAAUGCUUUUAUCUUGGUUGCUCUGGAGAGGGUACCACAAUUUGAGAAUGCAGUGUUAUUGGAAUUUGGACGGGGUUUUAGGUCAAAACCUCUGCGUGUGAAUCUGAUGGACUUGGACUAUGAACUUGUAGAGGAAUUGGACAAUAUUGCUGAAAUGGAGUGCUGCUCAGUCCCAUGCAAGUGCACUGGCCAGAGAGGCUACCGAGGAGCUGUUGGUCUUAUAGGACCAAAGGGAUCACCUGGAAGCCAGGGCUACAGAGGACAUCCUGGUGAUGAAGGUGGACCGGGAGAAAGAGGUCCUCCAGGUGUGAAUGGAACUCAAGGUUUUCAAGGAUGCCCAGGCCCUAGAGGUCCAAAGGGUGCACAUGGAUACAAUGGUGAAAAGGGAGAAAUUGGAGAGAUUGGUUUAGACGGCAUCAAUGGGGAAGAGGGCAAAGGUGGAGUUGCUGGACCACCAGGUGACAGAGGCAACUCUGGGCAAAGGGGCCCUAAAGGUCCCAAAGGACAGGCAGGAGAUAUCGGCCCAACUGGUAUCCGUGGAGAUCCAGGCAUUACAGGAAAUGACAAUAACCAAAGAGGACCAAAAGGAGAUCCAGGCGAUGCUGGGCCACCGGGUGAGCCUGGAGAAGAUGGUAGGAAAGGAAGUGCAGGAGAACCAGGGAGACGGGGUAUUGAUGGUAGAAGGGGGCCACCUGGGCAAGCUGGUCCUCCUGGAAGGCCUGGAGCAGAUGGUCUUGCAGGGGAGCAUGGAAUUGGAGGGUCGAGAGGUCCCAGUGGACCAGGUGGCACACCAGGAAUCAAGGGAGACGAUGGUAAUCCAGGACCAAGGGGCCCUGGAGGAGCCCCAGGACCACCUGGGGAAAAGGGCCGACGAGGUGUUGUUGGUCGGAAGGGUGAACCUGGAGACCCAGGACCUAAGGGUUCUACAGGACCACCUGGACCCCGAGGAGAACCUGGAGAAGAUGGGCGAGAUGGCUUUGGAAUACCUGGUCCUAAAGGAAACAAGGGUGAUGAAGGUUUCCCUGGAUAUCCGGGUCCAAAGGGGGCAGCUGGUGAGCCUGGAACCAGUGGGGGACCUGGACCCAAAGGAAACAGUGGCCAGAGAGGUGCUGCAGGUGGUGUUGGUGAGCCUGGACAGAAGGGAGAGGUUGGCUAUCCUGGAUCUUAUGGCCUAAAGGGACCCAGAGGACCAGACAUAUCAACUUGUGCCUUGGUCAAGAAAAUCAGAGAUAAUUGUCCAUGCUGUUAUGGAGCUCAAGAAUGUCCUCUGUAUCCCACCGAGCUGGCCUUUGCCCUGGAUGUAUCGACUGGUGUAUCAAGGAAUAGUUUUGACAGUAUGAAGGACAUUAUACUCCAAAUGGUGAAUGACAUUACCAUCACUGAGAGCAACUGUCCACGAGGAGCUCGGGUGGCCCUGACACUCUACAGCAGUGAGGUAACCACUGACAUACGUUUUGCUGAUGCCUUGAAAAAACGGGCAUUGGUGGAACGGAUACAAGGCUUGCAGUCUCUGAGGACAAAUAAGAAGCGCAACUUGGAAACAGCCAUGAACUUUGUGGUCCAAAACACCUUUAAGAGGGUGCGUAGUGGCUUCUUGGUACGCAAGGUGGCUUUAUUCUUUGUGAAUGACCCUGUGAACCUAACAACAGAGUUCACCAAUGCUGCUUUGCGACUCAAUGAUGUUGGAAUCACUGCUGUCUUCCUCAUGCCUCGUCAACCACAGAGAUUCCUGCAGGUAAAUAACACUAUAUUAGCCUAUUUCAAGGACCUACCCUCUCCAAGGAGUGCAAAUUACAACACAAUUAUUAAGGAAAUAAUUGACUGCCACAUCUGCCUAGACAUCUGCACUCCUAAUCCGCUGUGUGAUUUUAAGCCUUCCUUGAUCAGUAGGGAAAGACGGGCCUCCACCACAGACUUAGAUGUUGAUAUGGCUUUCAUCAUUGAUAGCUCUGAAAGCACCUGGCCAAGUGUCUUUGCAGAAAUUAAACAUUAUAUUGCUCAUAUGGUGAAUCAGCUGGAGAUCUCAGUGGAACCAGCCACAAGUGCCCAUCAUGCUAGAGUUGCAUUGGUUCAGCAUUGCCCAUAUGAGUAUUUGUACAAUGAUAGCAGUAUUCCUAUUAGCAUGGCAUUUGGCCUGACAGACCACAAGUCAGUUGACGAUAUCCAGAGCUUCUUACUGGACAAGGUGCACCAACUAGAAGGGAGUCGUGCUCUGGCGGCAGCUCUGGAGAGUACGGUGGAGCAUGUAUUUGAGAAAGCACCACAGCCACGCCAGAUGAAGGUGCUCAUUCUGCUUGUGACUGGGCCAGUGGAAGAGAAUGAAGAGAAGCUGCUGAAGGCUGCCAUUGAUGUCAAAUGCAAAGGUUAUUUCAUUGUGGUGAUAGGAGUGGGUAAGAAGCUCAGUGCUGGAGAUGCUCGUAUCCUGGCCCAGGUGGCUAGCGAACCUUCAGAUGUAUUCUACAAGACUGUAGAUGGACCUCUAGGCUUCUAUGAUGACCACCUUCAGAGGUUUGCCCAACUACUGCCCAAGUACCUUAGUUUGAAGAAUGCCUUCUACAUGUCCGCUGAAGUCUCAAAGCACUGCCCAUGGUACCAAAGUGACCAACCAAGCAGGUCACAAAACACUUACAAGAACAACAAUGAACACCAUGAGCAGGAACAGAAGGAAGAUAAGGAACUAAAGCUUAAAGAUGUAAAUGCUGAGGACCCGCACCUAGUCAAUGUUACCUCCAAAAGUUUCACUUUGUUGUGGGUAAAUGAUGAUCCAAAAGCAACCCAUGAGGUUACUGUGACCCACCUCCGGGACCAUCGCAUAAUACUUAAGAGGAACGUGACUGGUCCCCAUCUUACACUCCAAGAUCUGGAACCCAGUCAAACCUAUCAUGUUGCAGUCAUUGGUCAUAGUCUUAAAGAAAAGGUUACCAACACCUACAAAGGCAUAAUUACCACAAAAGCAGAGGAUCCUGCGUUUGUUGCCAAAGGUGAGGUGACAGAGGUAGUGGCAACGCCACCACUGAGUAAACCAGAAACUGUUAAUGAGCUUGCAGACCCAUGCUCACUUGACUUUGACACUGGACUACCAUGCAAAGACUAUGAGGCUAAGUGGUACUUUGACAAAAAGAAUGGAUUCUGUACCCAGUUCUGGUAUGGAGGUUGUGGAGGCAAUGAAAAUAGGUUUGAGACUGAGGCACAAUGCCUUAAACACUGCAUCAAUACAGUGGACCAGCAGCCACAGCAGAGUGUUGACAAGAUCAAAUCAGAGGACCCUCCAGCUCCGGCUGCCCAGUUUUCAGUGGUGGACAUCUGUAAGCUUCCCAAAGAGGAAGGCACCUGCGCCAAGUUUGUACUUAAAUGGCAUUAUGACUCCAUCGGCAAGGGAUGUACACGAUUCUGGUAUGGAGGCUGCGGUGGCAACCUGAAUCGUUUUGACACACAAAAGGAGUGUGAGAAAGCAUGUGGAACAGCAGUCGCUGUUAAGCAGGCACCUGUCAUUGCUGCAGUGAGAACAUAAAGGGACACUGAUGAUUCAAGGUUCACCUCUGAGGAAAAAUUAUGAAAACCAAGUUGCCUGCACUGGAUUCUGCCAGAGGAAACCUUUAACAUAGUCAUUUUUUUUUUCUUUUCUUUUUUUUUUUUAAGAAAAAAAAAAAAAAAGCCAAACAGAUCAUUGCAUGAUAUUUUUGUACUGGUGCUACAAUUUUUGUUUGUUUGUUUGUUGUCCAUUUUUCCCCAAAUACAGUACAAUGUCUAAAUAGUUAAAUUCCAGGAUAUUUUGUUAUUGCUGUUUUUUCUUUCACAUGUAUGAACUGCUUGAAGAAAGAAGAAAGCAUUUUUUUGCCUAGUUUUUAGUCAUUAAUGUAUGUUUUAACUCACAAAGGCACUCUCAAGUGCCCUCAUUAUGCUUUCACUGCUUGUUUGCACAAAGCCUUCUUUUGCGUUCUCUGAGUAGAUGUUGGAACAACAGAUUCAUAAAAGAUCAAAAUGUUCUCAUUAAAAUGUCACUCUGAAUAUUAUGAUUCAUGCAUUCAACUGAAUUUGGCAGUGUCAGAAACUAAAUCAUAAUUAGAUAAACACAUCUAUUUUAUAAGGUCACCACUAUUAAAUACUUUUUAAAUACUGGAACAGGUGUGCAAAACAGAAGUAAAAAUGAUUCAGUGUGCUUGUCAGGCAAGACUUAUUUUUGGUGUGUGUGUGUGUGUGUGUGUGUGUGUAAGGUCCAGGUUUUUUUCACCUUUGUGUUUCUCAAAGAAAUCAGAAGACAUUAAUAAAUUAGUCUUUAUAUUAUA